AAUCCUGCCUAGCCUACACAUGACAUUGACUUGGCACAAUAUAUGAGUAUAGACAGCCAGAAUUUCUGUUCUCUUAACUUUAAGGUUCCCCAAAACCAAGUUAAGUUCAAGCUUCUUCUUAAUCUUUAUUAUGUAUACAUAUAUAUAAUAACUCAGUGGUGAGAUCAAGUAUAGAGCUACCCCAAAUUCACCUUUAUUUUCAAGUAUGGGGAGCAUGAGACUCAGCUUCAAUUCCCUUCUUCUAAUCCAUUUGAUCCUAAUAUGCCUUGUUUGUGUCAAAGGAGAUGAGCAAGACCGAAAGAAGUUCUACAUUGUAUACUUGGGAGAUCAUCCUGUGAAUCAUGAACACUCUGCAGCCCAAACACAUAUGAAUGUCCUCUCAUCUGUAACCGGAAGCUAUUCUGAUGCUGCAGAGUCCAUGGUUUAUAGCUACACCAAGAGCUUCAAUGCAUUUGCUGCUAAGCUUUCUAGUCACGAAGCCGAAAAGCUAUCAAGAAUGGAUCAAGUUCUCUCUGUGACUCCAAAUAGGUAUCACAAGCUGCACACCACAAGGUCAUGGAACUUCAUUGGGUUACCAUUAACAGCUAGAAGAAAUUUAAAAAGUGAAAGUGAUAUUGUUGUUGGACUCUUUGAUACAGGAAUUACUCCAGAGUCCCAGAGCUUUAAGGAUGAAGGAUUUGGUCCUCCACCAGCAAAAUGGAAAGGAACUUGUGGCCAGUUUGCUAAUUUCUCUGGAUGCAACAACAAAAUCAUAGGAGCUAGAUAUUUCAAGCUUGAUGGCACUCCAGACCCAGCUGACAUCUUAUCUCCAGUGGACGUGGAUGGACAUGGAACUCACACCUCAUCGACCUUAGCUGGGAACCUAGUCCCGAAUGCCAACCUCUAUGGCCUCGCUAAGGGCACUGCACGAGGGGCAGUGCCCUCAGCUAGGGUGUCCAUGUACAAAGUUUGUUGGGCUAGUUUCGGCUGCUCUGACAUGGACAUUCUUGCUGCGUAUGAAGCUGCCAUACAUGAUGGCGUGGAUGUCAUAUCGAUUUCCAUUGGUGGAGGGGGACCUAGUUAUGGUUCAGAUAGUAUAGCAGUUGGUGCAUUUCAUGCCAUGAAGAAGGGUAUCAUUACAGUGGCCUCAGCUGGAAAUGAUGGACCAAGUUUGGGGAGUAUUGUUAACCAUGCACCAUGGUUGGUAACUGUGGCAGCUAGUGGCAUUGAUAGGCAGUUCAUUAACAAAGUUCAUUUGGGCAAUGGAAAGGAUAUAUUAGGGGUUGGAGUGAGCACAUUCAAUCCAAAGAAGAAGUUGUACCCUCUUGUUAGUGGGGUUGAUGUAGCACAAAGCUCUGAAACCAAAGAAAAUGCAAGGUUCUGUCUUGGAGGCUCAUUAGACCCUAAAAGAGUAAAGGGAAAGAUUGUUUUCUGCCAAUUUGGAUCUUGGGGUACAGAUUCGGUUAUUAAAGGAAAUGGAGGAGUUGGUACCAUUGUUGAAAAUGAUCAAUUUCUCGAUGCUGCUCAAAUAUUUAUGGCACCAGGAACCAUGGUUAACUCUACAGUUGGAGAAAGCAUUGAUGCCUAUAUACAUUCAGCAAAAUCACCAUCAGCAGUUAUAUUCAAGUCACAAGAAGCACAAAGACGCGCUCCGUAUGUUGCUUCAUUUUCAUCCCGGGGUCCAAAUCCGGGAUCAGAACACCUUCUCAAGCCUGACAUUGCAGCACCUGGGAUUAACAUUUUGGCAUCUUACACUCUAUUGAAGACGCUUACUGGGUUGGAUGGUGACACACAAUACUCAGAAUUCACACUAAUGUCUGGAACUUCAAUGGCAUGUCCACAUGUUGCUGGUGUAGCAGCAUAUGUCAAGUCAUUUCACCCGAAUUGGUCUCAAGCUGCAAUAAGAUCUGCUAUCCUGACCACAGCAACACCGAUGAGCCAAAGAGUGAACGCAGAAGCAGAAUUCGCCUAUGGUGUUGGUCAAGUGAACCCGAGAAAAGCUGUGAAUCCAGGCUUAAUUUAUGACAUGGAUGAAAUGUCAUACAUUCAGUUCCUAUGCCAUGAAGGCUAUAGUGGUUCCUCAUUAGCUCCAUUAGUUGGCUCAAAGUCCAUAAACUGCUCCUCAUUGAUUCCUGGACUCGGUUACGAUGCUAUCAACUAUCCCACUAUGCAGCUCAGCUUGAAAAGCAGCAAGCAACCAACAGUAGCUGUUUUCAGAAGAACUGUCACUAAUGUUGGUCCUGCUAGUUCCACAUACAAUGCCACUAUCAGAGCACCAAAGGGAGUGGAAAUCACUGUCAAACCCAUGAGCCUGACUUUCUCUCAUGCUUUGCAAAAGAGGAGCUUCCAAGUUGAGGUGAAGGCGAAUCCGAUGGACAGUAUGACAAUGGUGUCUGGCUCACUUGGAUGGAAAAGCUCUAGGUACACUGUGAGGAGUCCCAUUGUGGUAUACAGUCCAGGAAAUUAA
Messenger RNA from Fragaria vesca subsp. vesca, 2446 nucleotides. RefSeq names its product xylem serine proteinase 1-like. The transcript is spliced from 11 exons. Gene Ontology annotation, biological process: proteolysis. The record is from RefSeq and is a predicted model, not a curated record. Bases 206 to 2446 code for a protein of 746 amino acids. Lineage: Eukaryota; Viridiplantae; Streptophyta; Magnoliopsida; Rosales; Rosaceae. Gene Ontology annotation, molecular function: serine-type endopeptidase activity.